Megachile rotundata (alfalfa leafcutting bee) is the source of this 972-nucleotide messenger RNA. It is a transcript of the gene MED31, whose product is annotated as mediator complex subunit 31. Gene Ontology annotation, cellular component: mediator complex. Gene Ontology annotation, molecular function: transcription coregulator activity. The record is from RefSeq and is a predicted model, not a curated record. Lineage: Eukaryota; Metazoa; Arthropoda; Insecta; Hymenoptera; Megachilidae. Gene Ontology annotation, biological process: regulation of DNA-templated transcription.
CGCUAACAUCGUCAUAGCGUGUUGAGUUAAUUUUACGUCAUAUGUAUUCAACAUGUAUACGAAAAUCUUAGACAGCUUCAACGAAAUUCUACGGCAGAGUUUCAAUUGUUUUAAUUAUUUUCUGUCUAAUUUAUCGUAAGUGUGACUUUGUAAUCAACACUGUCGGAAAAAAUUAAUUGCGCAGAAUUAAUGUACAUACUAUGAACCGUCUGGAUGAUCCUCCGGGUCUCAUGAAAGGCAGAAAACCAUCUUUCAUUGGAAUGAACGGGGGUCCAGAAACAGAUGAUCAACAACGCUUAAGAUUUCAGGUUGAGUUGGAAUUUGUUCAGUGUCUUGCUAAUCCAAAUUAUUUAAAUUUUCUAGCGCAACGUGGAUAUUUUAAGGACUCAACAUUUAUCAACUAUCUUAAAUAUUUGUUGUACUGGAAGGAACCAGAAUAUGCAAAGUAUUUGAAAUAUCCUAUGUGCUUGUAUUUCUUAGAUUUAUUGCAAUAUGAACACUUUAGGAGAGAAGUUGUAAAUUCUCAGUGUACAAAAUUUAUAGACGAUCAACAAAUUUUAUUAUGGCAACAUUAUACCAGACGUAGGACAAGACUAUUACAGACUGCUGCUGAGCAAACGCAACAUACAAAUCCUCAAAACAAUGAAACAAAUUGAAAUAAAGACGCUCAAAUUGUAGAAUCUGAUUUUGGACGAGCGAUGCUGAAACCUGAAUAGCUGUUCAUAAUUAUUAUGACUAUUUGUGCUUCAAGACAGUGGAAAAGGUGGAAAAUAAUUGAAGAUACUGAAUAGAUGCUGUGGAUUUUACCUGUUUUAGUAAGUCAUUUUGUUUCACUCUGAAACAAUCUGUAUUAAUAUAAUUAUUCAAGUACUGUUCAAUCAUUUUUUUUUUUCAUAUAACAUUUCUUGUAAAACACAUUUUUAUUUGUUAAGAGGAGACAAGUAAUAAAAGGAUGUAUCCAUGUAACAAUAA